Molecule: messenger RNA, 246 nt
Organism: Thelazia callipaeda (thelaziosis nematode)
Lineage: Eukaryota; Metazoa; Nematoda; Chromadorea; Rhabditida; Thelaziidae
Source: the annotation of a GenBank genome assembly
AUGUUAGACGAGCCAACAGAAUACAAUAAUAAUAAAAUACAGCGACUUCUAAAAGCUAAUCCUGAGCUUGUCACAGCAAUUAAAAUUCUGAAAGCUCAAGAACCCUUGCAAGAAAAAACAUUAGUGGAAAAAACACGUGAAUUGGCUGUAAGAUUAGAACGGCAAAUGUUUAGCUUUAUCCCGGGAGUAACUGGAUUGACCUCUUAUCGAAAUUUUUUAAUUUUAGAUUUAUCAAGACAGUUAUAA